Molecule: messenger RNA, 2856 nt
Organism: Cryptotermes secundus
Lineage: Eukaryota; Metazoa; Arthropoda; Insecta; Blattodea; Kalotermitidae
Gene: Mettl4
Product: N(6)-adenine-specific DNA methyltransferase METTL4
Exons: 6
Coding region: 297-1433 (378 amino acids)
Cellular component (GO): RNA N6-methyladenosine methyltransferase complex; nucleus
Molecular function (GO): nucleic acid binding; methyltransferase activity
Source: RefSeq, a predicted model, not a curated record
UCGGUGAAGUUUUAUAAGUGAGCAGUUGCAAGGAAUUUUGAAAUGUAAAAUUUAAGUAGUUUCAUGUGUGCAGAGUGAAAUGUAUGUGUGAAAAUUAAGAACGUUAGUUAUUUGAAACGAGUAUACUUGAUAAUUGCAUCAUAAUAAUUACAUUCUUUUCACACAAGAAUAAAGAUGUUCAAGCUUCUGAUGUGAGGGGGGUAGCGAAUUAUUCCACGAACCUUGGAAUUAACACGUCAGAUUUACCGUGUAGUUUAAACGCAUGUAAACCGAUUUGUUGGACGUUAUCCUUUAGUAUGAGUGUUUUAUGCCCUUUAACGAAUGGUUGGAUUAUUUCACACGAUCAUUUUGUUCGAAGUAUAUACGAAAGAAUUGAUGGGAUUCCAGCCAGAAGAUUUGUAUUUGAUUCUUCUUUGUUUCAAAUAAACACACCGUUUGUUAGGACGUGCUUCAGGAAGGAUAGUUCUGUGCAUGAAGUAAACUGUCUGGCUUCACCACCAAGGAAACGACGGAAAAAAACUGAAAAUGGACCAGUAAAUAUCAAAAUGAAAGACGCUGUGUAUGUAAAGAAACACGCUGCAGUGUUGAUUGAGGAGGGAAGGAAGUUUGGACACUUUGGUUACAUGCCAACUUCAGAUGACAGGGAAAGUAACAACAGGGCUGCCCAAGAUAAGGCACAUAGCUUUUAUGUCCGUUGCCCAUUCUCAUCAUUUCUGAGACUGCAUGGUGAGAACAACCUAAGCUGGGCAUUGGUCACCCAAGUGGAUGGUGAAAACUACUUGGUUCCUGCAGAAUGCAAGUUUUUCAGCUAUGAUGUGAAUGAAAUACAGAAUAAGUUGGAUCUUCUGUCACGCCCCUUUGAUCUUGUACUAUUGGACCCGCCGUGGUGGAACAAGUACAUCCGGCGCAAGAAAGCCAAAUCUGUGGGAGCUGGGUACCAGAUGAUGUACAGUGAGGACUUGGCAAAUAUUCCUGUACCUGCCCUUAUUGCACCAGGGUCCCUAGUUGCUGUGUGGUGUACCAACUCAGACAGUCAUCUUACCUGCCUUCUCACCAAAAUAUUCCCAGCAUGGGGCAUUGAAUAUGUGGGGAAGUGGUUCUGGCUUAAGGUGACAAGAGGGGGAGAACCAGUGUGCCAGUUUUCAGAGCCUCCUGGCAAGCAGCCCUUUGAACAGAUAGUGUUUGGAUACAAGAGCGGUGGAAACAGGAGGCAGCCGCUGCCAAAGCCGGACAGAGUCAUCAUCAGCAUACCAAGUGCUAUUCAUUCACACAAGCCACCCUUAUCAGAUGUGCUGGCUCCAUACCUGCCAACCAAACCAUGUUGCAUGGAAAUAUUUGCCAGAUACCUGCUACCAGGAUGGACAAGCUGGGGCUCUGAAGUUCUGAAGUUGCAGCACAUGUCUCUCUAUGUAGACAAGGAUCAUGACAUCUGAGAAAGCAGCACUGCCACAGCAUUUGAAUGGAGGAACCAAGGAAAACCACAAUCCGGUUAGCUGGUCCACAGGCCGAAAAUUGAACCUAACACAUUCCAAAUACAAAGCAUGAGUGCUAACCACUGAGACAUGAGAUUCAGUCCUGUCUCUUCAAAAUCCAUUUUAAUUAAAAGUCUUUUUAUUAAUUUUUUUCUGAAUUCUUAUGUUGUAGAGAAUUUAAAUUUGGUGACAAUGCCCAUUAGCAUGAAUGACAUUUCUUCAUGCAUAAGACAAAAGUCUGAAUUCCCAUCUCCCGGAAGAUCCUAACAUACAUGAGUAAACUUUCUUUGCAUCUCCCUCUUAUUAGUUCUGACUUCAACAACAGAAUAGUUUGUUCAGCUGUGGUGUACCUGGAGUGGCAUUCAUUGCCUCAACAAUACCGCAGUAUAUACAGGAUUUAUUAUUAAUGACUUAAAACUACACUGGGACAUGUCUGUUACCUUCUUCUUUGCAGGGUAUGGAAUCUACACUUAGGAAAGUUUUAAGGCCUCUAUUUAAGACUAUUAGGAAUUUGAUCAGUAUGGUUAACAUCACUGUUUAUUAGUCAUAAAUUUAUUUCAUUACAUGGUACAGCAAUGCUGUUCCUUAAACAUGCACAGGUUAAAUUAUCACUUAUUGUAACAGGUGUCAAAACUGUACAUUCAUUUUGAGUUAUAUUCAUACCUUCAAAGCAAGGAGCAAGUUUAUCUGGAGUUAAAUAUGACAAAUGCAGGCCAUGUACCAAAAUUUUCAGUUUCCUCAUGGUUUCAGUGAACGGUGGUUCCCUAAGGACUUUUGAUUCAUUUAUUAGGGCUUCUCUGAUAGCUAGAAAGUUAAUUCCCUUGUUGAUUCUAUUGUGGUUGCUGGGUUAUCAUAUAUUUGAAGAAUAUUUUCUUUAUAUCCCAUUUGCCAUUAAUCACGAAUAAGACUACUGCCCCCACAGGGGUCAGUUUUGGGGCCUUUGCUUUUCAUAAUUUAUAUAAGUGACCUUCCUCCUACACUAAGGACCUCAUCAAUACCUAUAAUAUAUGCAGAUGACACUAGUGUCAUAAUUUCCGGUAAAAAUUUAGAUGAUUUCUGCACGUUAUCAAACAAGGUUCUUUCACGAAUGAGUAAAUAGUUUUCUGCAAACAAGUUGUCCCUGAACCUAGAAAAACCAAAUGUAAUAAAAUUUAUAACAGAAAACUCACAAUAUCCAUUAAACGCAGGAUGUAAUGAUAAAUAUAUAGAAGGAGCAAACAUAAAAUUCCUUGGCUUGCAAAUUGGUAGUCAUUUAAAUUGGAAAAACCAUAUCAAUCAGUUGAUUCAAAAGCUAAGUAGAGCAUGUUAUGCAGUUAGAUUCACGUUACAUAUUAGUAACAUGACACACUCGAAUCAAUCUAUUUUGCUUACUUUCACUCUUUAA